AGCAUUGUGAACAAGAAAGAUGGCAUCUCAAUCACUGCCGAGUCUGUUCAAGAACCCAGACCACUACCUCAAGGCGUACGAUACAUUCUGUUCGGCCUCUGGGAAAUUCAACGUGUUUCCGGAGUGGGUGGCUAGUGAACGCUUCAGCGAGGCGGUGGUUGGUAAACUCCAGGCCACACUGGACGGACGAGAAGGAAUACGGAUCCUUGGAGUGGGUAGCGGAUCCGGUGAGAUCGAUUGCGCCAUUUUAAAACGGCUUUUGCGACAGUUUCCAUGCAUCGAUAAUCGUGUAGUUGAUCCUUCUGAUGAGCUGCUAGGCCGAUACAAGGCACUGGCUGAAUAUAAGGCUCACCAACUACACGGUGUUACUUGUGACUGGCGGCAGCAGACGAUCGAGCAGUACAAAAAGGCGGGAGAUUUGACCAAGUUUCAUUUCAUCAGUGCAAUUGACUCCAUAUACCAGGCGCAAGAUGCUCUGGACAGCUGGUUGACGUAUUUGUAUAGCCGUUUGGAAAGCGGUGGAGUUAUGCUGGUAAUUAUGAGAACAGAUGACAGCGGGUUUACACGUUUUUUGAACGGCUUCCAGCGUUUUCAUGCGAAUUACCACGACGUUACAUCGGGCGACGUACGCAGCUGUCUAGACCGCCUGGGCAUCGCGUACACGCAGUACCGCCAACCAAGGCGUAUGAACAUCACCACGUGCUUCGACCGAGCUUCGGAGGAAGGCAACUUGCUGCUGGAUUUCCUGACCUUUACCAUGUGCUUCAGGGAGGCAGCGUCUGAGGAUCUACAGACCUGGGUGAUGGAGCAUCUGGCCAGCAGUGAUUGCUCGGAACGGAAUGGGGACGAGAUCUGGUUCAGUUUGGACUGGGAUGCGGUUAUUAUAAAUAAGCCACUCGGAAUGGUCGAGUAAUCAGCAUUUCGUGGAUUGUCUUUGCUUGUAUGACCUCCGUGCUUGAACGGCGCUUUUUGACCCGAGCCCCAGUGAAGGGACAUAACGGCAGCGCGUACUGGUUCGUGUGGGUAUUGCGACUAAUUUAUUCAAAAUAUGCACCACAUACACCGUAAUAUAGUAUAAAAUAUUGACUGCUUCGAGUGGUGAAGUAAA
This is a messenger RNA of Patiria miniata (bat star), 1108 nucleotides long. Its product is annotated as histamine N-methyltransferase-like. The record is from RefSeq and is a predicted model, not a curated record. The coding region runs from base 20 to 913 and encodes 297 amino acids. Lineage: Eukaryota; Metazoa; Echinodermata; Asteroidea; Valvatida; Asterinidae. The transcript has 3 exons.